AUGACGCCUGCUCCCUGGCGUAAGGUCACGAGUUAGGUGAUACAGGUGCUAGUUGACUGUCAGGAUCAGAGUGAAGGGCGUGGUUAGGGUCGUUAGGAUGCUGGCUGUGCUUAUCUUCGACCAACUGAACGAUGUGGUUUAUCUACGCUGUGAUCACAAGUUUGUGGGACAUGUACGCUCCAUGGCCGCCUCUCAAGGGCUGCUGUCAGAGGCUGUUGUGGACCCAGACCAGGUUGCACAGCUGGAUCCCAACAUAGUAGUGCAAUUGUUCUCACCUCUGGUCACCUCUCAGCGCAUCAUGACGACACAGUUCAACAACCCCUACACCUCCGUGUCCUGCCAAGACGGAACCACUGUUGUAUUUAAAGAGUAUGCUGGGUAUUUGUUUGUUGGUGUUGGUCAUCAGGAAGAAUCUCAUCUACAGCGAAUUAUUAGCAUAACUAUACGCAUUGUGCAGCUGAUUGUUGGUCCUUGUGUUACAACUCUGAAGAAGAGUGAUGAGAAGAGUAGCUUGCUUGACAAUUUACUAGAAGCGUGGCAAACUUUAUAUGCAAAAGAGCAAAGUUAUUUGGUUGAAGCAGUUGAACGGCUGGUUGUUAAUGCUGAACUCUCUGCUGCAGCAGUCAAGGCUCUUGCAGCUGUGGUUGACAAACUGAAGUCUGCUAAGGACCUCACUCCAUGCCAUGCUCUCUUUUUUGUCAGAAAUAAGUUAUUGGCAUUGUACUCGAGUCGAAGUGCUCAAGAACUUAGCGCAUCUGAUGUGCUCUUUCUGAACCUGCUUGUGGAGGCGAGCCAAGUGAAAAGUAGUGAUUAUAUGGAAGAUAUCAGCCCUAAGAAUAUUGCUGAGAUUCCCGAUGAGAAGAAGGAAGAUGAUGGUAUUGAGUUGGACACAAGUGACUCUGGGGAAUUUUACAGCAUCCCCAACACACCCUCUCUUGGCAGACAUAACAGUCAUGGUGAAGAGCCAGAAGGAAAGAUUCGAAGUUGUGUUUUAUUACUUCGCACUGAGAUGUGUCAGCUGACUCCCCACCUUGUGCAUUAUGAAACACUAUCUGAUGGUCUCUCUCUGGUCAUUGUCUCUGAG
Homarus americanus (American lobster) is the source of this 1084-nucleotide messenger RNA. RefSeq lists its product as uncharacterized. The record is from RefSeq and is a predicted model, not a curated record. Gene Ontology annotation, molecular function: guanyl-nucleotide exchange factor activity. Gene Ontology annotation, biological process: vesicle-mediated transport. Gene Ontology annotation, cellular component: BLOC-3 complex. Lineage: Eukaryota; Metazoa; Arthropoda; Malacostraca; Decapoda; Nephropidae.